GGGAUCGGGCGAACAAACGUACUCCUGGCCUUUUCUAAAUUUCAUUUUCAGGUCUCUUCUCCACCUAACCUACUCGCCACCGCAUCGCUUUUCCUCGCUCUCCGUCCAAAAGCCUAUUGGCCGUCCGAUCGACGCUCCUACCGGGAUCAAUGGCUCAGAUUACUCCCCGUUCCACCCUCUUCCUAAAGCCCAUCUCCGCCGCGAUUUCCGCCACGCGCCAUCUCAGCACCGCCUCCGCCGCGCCGAUUACCGUCGAGACCAAUCUCCCCUUCGCCAGCCACAUCGUAGAUCCUCCGUCCCGCUCCGUCGAGACCACUCCUCAGGAACUGCUCACCUUCUUCCGCGACAUGUCUGUGAUGCGUCGGAUGGAGAUAGCCUCCGAUUCGCUCUAUAAGGGGAAACUCAUCCGCGGAUUCUGCCACCUCUACGAUGGGCAGGAAGCCGUCGCUGUGGGAAUGGAGGCCGCGAUUACCAGAAAGGAUUGCAUAAUCACCGCUUAUCGCGAUCACUGUAUUUAUUUGGCUCGUGGGGGAACACUUUUGGAGUCCUUUGCGGAGCUUAUGGGGAGGAAGGACGGUUGCUCCAAAGGGAAGGGAGGUUCGAUGCACUUCUAUAAGAAGGAAAAUGGAUUCUACGGCGGGCAUGGAAUUGUUGGCGCGCAGAUUCCCUUAGGGAUUGGAUUGGCUUUUGCACAGAAGUAUAAAAAGGAUGAGACUGUCACCUUCGCCAUGUACGGAGAUGGUGCCGCCAAUCAAGGACAGCUGUUUGAAGCUCUGAAUAUGGCCGCACUUUGGGAUCUGCCUGCAAUUUUGGUCUGCGAGAAUAAUCACUAUGGAAUGGGCACGGCAGAAUGGAGAGCGGCAAAGAGUCCGGCUUAUUACAAGCGAGGUGACUAUGUUCCAGGAUUGAAGGUUGAUGGAAUGGACGUACUGGCAGUGAAGCAGGCGUGCAAGUUUGCUAAAGAACAUGCAUUAAAGAAUGGACCUAUUAUCCUUGAAAUGGACACCUACAGGUACCACGGACACUCCAUGUCUGACCCUGGAAGCACAUACCGGACACGUGAUGAAAUUAGCGGUGUUAGACAGGAACGUGAUCCGAUUGAAAGAGUCAGGAAGCUUAUACUAUCUCAUGAUUUAGCCACUGAAAAGGAAUUAAAGGACACUGAGAAAGAAGUGAGGAAAGAGGUGGAUGAAGUGGUAGCAAAAGCCAAGGAGAGCCCACAACCCGAUCCAUCUGAGCUUUUUACCAACGUCUACGUGAAGGGCUUUGGAGUUGAGUGCUAUGGAGCUGAUAGAAAAGAAGUGAGAACUGUCCUUCCAUGAGACAACAAAUCAUCUUCAUCGAACAUGCUUUGUCCCAAGACUAACAGGUAAUAAAACAAAAUGAGCAUCUCAUUUCUUGGUAAGAAUCUCUAGAAAUAACUCAGCACCCAACCUGUUGUCGCUGUUAGUGUCUUAUUUUGUGAAGAGUAAUUUUUUGGCAAGGCGAUGCGAUGCAUCAAUGCCCUUAAGGGGAGGUUUGAGAUACUUUCUCUAUUUUUUUUGUAUUUUUCUAUAUAUAUUUUGUUGUCUCUCCUUCCUUCAUCACAUAUAUAAUAAAUUAUUAUAGUGUGUUUGAUA
Molecule: messenger RNA, 1619 nt
Organism: Andrographis paniculata
Lineage: Eukaryota; Viridiplantae; Streptophyta; Magnoliopsida; Lamiales; Acanthaceae
Product: pyruvate dehydrogenase E1 component subunit alpha, mitochondrial
Exons: 8
Coding region: 150-1322 (390 amino acids)
Biological process (GO): pyruvate decarboxylation to acetyl-CoA
Cellular component (GO): intracellular membrane-bounded organelle
Molecular function (GO): pyruvate dehydrogenase (acetyl-transferring) activity
Source: RefSeq, a predicted model, not a curated record